Molecule: messenger RNA, 2472 nt
Organism: Cyprinodon tularosa
Lineage: Eukaryota; Metazoa; Chordata; Actinopteri; Cyprinodontiformes; Cyprinodontidae
Product: transcription factor SOX-13-like
Exons: 13
Coding region: 86-1954 (622 amino acids)
Biological process (GO): cell fate commitment; regulation of transcription by RNA polymerase II
Cellular component (GO): nucleus
Molecular function (GO): DNA-binding transcription factor activity, RNA polymerase II-specific; RNA polymerase II cis-regulatory region sequence-specific DNA binding
Source: RefSeq, a predicted model, not a curated record
GCGGAUUGGUGGAGGGGUGGCUGGGUCAGAGGUAACUGAAAGAGUAGAAAAGACAGGCGUUAGAGAAGAGGGAGAGCCAGUCACUAUGACUUGUGUCAGCAGAACUGUUCCAGGCAGUGAGCGAUUUUGGAUUCCUGCACUUCCAGCCGGCCCGACCAGAAUGGUUGAGCCCAGCCCUUCAGCUCUGCACCUCCUCUCCAGUGGGGAUGCACACAUGGCAGAAAUCGGUGUUAAAGUCGAACAGGAGGAAUGCAACGGAGGAGGCGGAGCCAAAACCAGUUCAGAGCGCCCGGGGACUUUGCAGGAGUGGUCAGCCAACCAGUCUCUAGAGGCGCGUCAACUGACCCCACCGCUGUCACGCUCCCCUUCAGAGGGCUCCCCAGGAAAGGAGUUACCCCACAAGCAGAGCCCCUUGGGAGGGAAGGAAGCUGGGAUUCAUGAGCAAUCAGAGGCCCAAUCAAAAAUCAAGGAAGGAACCCCUGAGUCUCUGGCGGAGAAGGAGCUCCAGCUGUUGAUGAUGAUAAACCAGCUGAGCGGCCUGAGAGAGCAGCUGCUCAACGCCCAUUCAGAACAGAGGAACAUGGCUGCCCUGCUGCUGGAGAAGCAGCAGCAGCAGAUGGAGGUGGCCCGGCGGCAGCAGGAAGAGAUCGCCAAGCAGCAGGAGCUGCUCAUCAAGCAGCAGCGAACCAUCAACCAGCUUCAGCAGCAGAUCCAGCAGGUGAACAUGCCCUUCCUGAUGAUCCCAGCUUUCCACCCAAACUCCCAGCCGCUCCCUGUCACCUCUGAAUCUCAGAUGACAUAUCCGGUGCAGCCGAUCCCCUGCAAGCCCGCGGUGGACUAUCCCAUCCAGCUGCUGCAGAGCAGUCACCCCGCCUCCAUCAAGAGGAGCACCACCUCCUUCCGGCAGGAGGCCAGCCAGCCUUUGAACCUGACCUCCAAGCCUAAGGGGAUGGAAGUGGGGAAGACAUCCAGCCCACAGAGCCUGGAGCUGGGAUCACUGGCGCUGCAGGGGGGCUACAGAUUCAGAGAUCUCCACAGAGAGGCGUCCCACAGCCCCCCACGGCCCACCCUCAGUUUCCUGGGAGAAGGCGACGUGGUCACUCAGGCCAUCCACGAUGCCCAGCAGCUGCUGAGGAGUCACAGCAGGGGGGAGAAGGUGCGGGACGGGGCCGUGAAAAUGGAAUAUAAAAGUUCUCCUCGUACAGAGAAAAUGACUCACUGUGAGCGAGAAGAAAGACACGGCCUGCAGAGCACGGAGGACCACCUCAGCAGCGACUCAGAGGGCGACCUCCCCGCCACGGUCCAGGGAAGCUACGCCGAGACCCGGCCCACUUCCUCCACCGGCCACAUCAAGAGACCCAUGAACGCCUUCAUGGUGUGGGCCAAGGACGAGCGCAGGAGGAUCCUCCAGGCUUACCCAGACAUGCACAACUCCUCCAUCAGCAAGAUCCUGGGCACCAGGUGGAAGGCCAUGUCCAACCAGGAGAAGCAGCCGUACUAUGAGGAGCAGGCCAGGCUGAGCAGGCAGCAUCUGGAGCGUUACCCCGACUACAAGUACAAACCGCGGCCCAAACGGACCUGCAUCGUAGAGGGCCGAAGGCUGAGGGUGGGCGAGUACAAGGCCAUGAUGAAGAGCCGCCGACAGGAGCAGAGAGGCUCCUACGCACACAGUCAAACCGAGCCGCAGCAGAUCCAUUACUCCCAAAGCGACGGCCAGUAUCCAGCCGGCGGCUCCAUCUCCGUCCCAGGCUUGCCAUUUCACCCCGCGCUGCUGGAGCACUACCUGCCGCAGGUCCCGCCCCCUGGCCGCAGGCCCGAGGGCCGGGCCACGCCCACCCCGCAGCCCAGAGACAGAGAGAGGAAACGAGAGAGGGAGCGUUCCCCCUACAGCGAAGGAGAGGAAAGCGACGCGGGAGAGAGGAGCGAAGGGGAGCUAGUGCUCCUCACAGACUGAUGAGCAGAACUGGGAGGAACUGGGAGAAAAGAUGGUUUUAAUCAUCAGAAUCUUAAGUCCUGGACCCCCACAUGUUCCCCCUUUACCUCAUUACAGUGGAAAAUCAGCCCCUGGCAUCUAAAUGAUCCCCUGCUUUGUGUUUAAACAGGAUUCUUCUACUUUAAAAAAGUUUUUAUUUAAUCCUUCUGCUGCUUGUUUUCCUUCCAUGAUGCCUUUUAUCAAACAAUAGAUCCACAGCCAUGAGAAUUAGAGCAGCAAACUGACCAGCUGAGCUAAAGUCUGUCAUCUCUGGGUCUGCGCUGCCACCUGGUGGUAAAAAACUGUUUAUUACAAGUCAGAGUGGGAAGAAAAACUUAACUGCUGCUGAAAUCUAAUAUACCGACCAAAGAAAAGCUGAUAGAAAGCAGGUCAGAUCAGGAAGCUCAGUGUCUGCUGCUGGUUCUCUGUCUCCAGAUGCUUUUAUUACCCUGGAUUAAAUGUUUGAAAACAGCCUUUAAAUUAAUUCAUCUUAAAAAUCA